Molecule: messenger RNA, 2825 nt
Organism: Amphiprion ocellaris (clown anemonefish)
Lineage: Eukaryota; Metazoa; Chordata; Actinopteri; Pomacentridae
Product: ras-related protein Rab-8A
Exons: 8
Coding region: 28-648 (206 amino acids)
Biological process (GO): Golgi vesicle fusion to target membrane; neurotransmitter receptor transport to postsynaptic membrane; regulation of exocytosis
Cellular component (GO): dendritic spine; trans-Golgi network transport vesicle; synaptic vesicle
Molecular function (GO): GTPase activity; GTP binding
Source: RefSeq, a predicted model, not a curated record
AUCCGCAGUAGUAAGCUAGCUAAUAACAUGGCGAAGACUUACGAUUACUUGUUUAAACUGCUUUUAAUCGGCGAUUCGGGCGUCGGAAAGACCUGCGUGCUAUUCAGAUUUUCAGAAGAUGCCUUCAACUCAACGUUCAUCUCCACUAUAGGUAUUGACUUCAAAAUCAGAACAAUAGAAUUAGAUGGGAAGAAGAUCAAGCUACAAAUAUGGGAUACAGCAGGACAGGAGAGGUUCAGGACUAUCACAACAGCCUACUACAGAGGAGCCAUGGGCAUCAUGUUAGUGUAUGACAUUACCAACGAGAAGUCCUUUGACAACAUCAAGAACUGGAUACGGAAUAUAGAAGAGCAUGCCUCAGCAGAUGUGGAGAGGAUGGUCCUUGGGAAUAAGUGUGAUGUCAACGACAAGCGACAAGUGUCCAAAGACCGAGGAGAGAAGCUGGCGCUGGAGUACGGGAUCAAAUUCAUGGAGACCAGUGCAAAGGCCAACAUCAACGUGGAGAAUGCCUUCUUAACCCUCGCCAGAGACAUUAAAGCAAAGAUGGACAAGAAGCUGGAGGGCAACAACCCGCAGGGCAGCAAUCAAGGAGUAAAGAUCACAGAACAGCCCAAGAAGAGCAGUUUCUUCCGCUGCACGCUGCUGUGAGAAGAUGGGAUUCUGCAUCUGCCAUUGCCUUAACUUGUGUCCCCCACUGGACAGAACUGGACAGAGCCCACUCUGAUCUCUCUUCCUCAUUCCUCACUGGUCUUCCUUCCGUCUCCUUCUGAUUUGUCCUGUGAUUAUCACGUUAGGAAAAAGCGUAUCUUUCCCUCGGUUUACCGGUCUUCCCUUGACACCUGUGGAUCUAACUACUGUGGCCUCUGUUACGUACUAAAUCUAAAAUCUUUUUUUUUUCCUGAGACUGAUGGUUUCAUCUUUUACUUCACUUUUAAAAGGCUGCCUCUUUGUGAGAUGCUGAGAACGAUCAAAACUUUUCUGCCCAUAGUCUUAAGCUCUCACCUGCGGGUUACAUGUUGUUAGUAUCAUCCUUAUUUAUAUCCUCACUGGUCAAAUUACCGUAUACUAGUCUAACGAGCUUAAAUUUAAGAAAAUACUCCAUUGAUAUGUGGUAAGAGCACAAUCCCACUUAUAUACUUUUAUUUUUAAGCUAUUCUACUAAAUGUUUGUACUGACAGGGUGGUUUAGAUAUAUUUUUUUUUUGCAUCCACAUGUAAAUGCAGCAACGUAUAUCAGCGAUUAUAUUUCACCGUAUGAAAUGGUUAUGCCAGUGUAUUUUACUCACCAUAUCAACAGUUGGGUUUACAUGUCUUCUGUCCACAUUUUCUAUUCGUUCCUCUCUGACUUCUUAUUCUCAAACAUUCCAUUCUUCCUGCCAACACGUUUAUGUGCAAUGUUCUGUCUAUAGAGCCCAGCUUUGUCCAUGUUCAAAGUAUUCAAGUGGCUGCAGUAAGGGUGGGUUCUCGGCAAAAUCUGCUUGCUUUAAGGGCACACAGAUUACUUUUGUAGUUGCUCUCCGCAGUAUUUUACGUAUUGCAGUGUAAGAAAAGAGAUUAUGAGUGUUCACUGCAGCUCUGCAGGUGAGCUAGCAGUACCUGAAUCUAACACCUGGAGGCAAUUAGGUUACACUGAAGGAAUCGCAGUGAUGAUGAAAUCCUUGUUUUAUGCAUUCGUACUUCUUCCAGUUGUCCGUUCCAAUGGGGGGAACACGUACACAACUGUUUUCUGGGCCUUGGAUAGGGGCUGUGCUGUAGCAGUAUUUAUGGAGUGAAACAAAAACAUAGCACCAAAAUGACAAAGUGCCCUUUUUAUGUUCUUAUUGAUUAUGCACUUUUUUUCCUUUCUGUGUUUAAAAAAAAAGAGAGAAGAAAAAAAGUUCUUAACAUUUAUUGACUGUGUUUGUUUAAGUCUUAACUGAAAACAAAGAAUACUCGUGCACAACAUUCCCCUGUACCUUAUCUGGGCUUCCUAAAAACAUCGGAGCACUGAAACUUCUCUUUUUAGUCGUUAUAUUGAAGGUAUUUUCCACUAUUUUCAUUUUCUCUCGCUUGAUGAUUUGGCAGGUUUCUUGUUGUUUUUCCACCUUCUUAUACAUUCGCCAUCGAUGCUUUUGGGAACCCCAGACGUCCUGUUUUACGCCACCUCUCUGCAGAUAUUCUCGGUGUUUUGGCCCAGCAUCGUGGCCGUCUGAACUAUGCAUUCUGGGUGCGUAGAAAAACCUCAAAAAGCUUUGCACAUUCGACUUAACAAGCUUUAUUUGAGAUUAGAAAUGUGCAGAGGAGCUUCGCUGUUUUAUUUUCUGCUGUCACUCCAAACUCGUGCUUAGAGAGCUGCUCAGAGGAUAAAAAAAAAUAGGAAAUGAAUUAUGGUUAAAAUCACAUCAGAGCUUUUACAAAUUGAACAAAUUGUUGAAAGUGGUGCUGAAGAGUCUUUGAAUCAAACCUGUAACUUCACAAAUGUUUUCUUGUGGGUUUAAGAAGUGCAUCUUUUGUUUAACUGGUUCUCUGAAAGUUCAGGUUUGUGGGCUUGAGUUUGGCAUCGUUUUGAUCUAGAUUUUUUUCUUUUGAUUGGAGUCUCUUUUUUGCGAUUCUCUCCCCUUGUAAAUCUGGCAGUUGUGUUCACAUAUCUUAAACAUUCCUUGACCAAAUUUGGAUUUCUUCCCUGAUUAUUGUCGGACUUCACAUGAAAUAAAUGAAAAAAAAAUUCAGCAGUUGUAAAUAAGAUCUACAAUGAUUGUACUGUAAUUCCAUAAAUCUUAUUGGUCUACACUUUUUGUAGAUAUGUGUACUUUUGAUGAUUUAUUAAAAAUGAGAUUCUUAAAGAUG